AUGGGACGCACCAAAGAAGAUGCCUCAAUUGGCAUCAUCGGAAUGGGUGACAUGGGCAAGAUGUAUGCCCAUAAGCUCAGCGAUGCAGGAUGGAGGAUAAACGCCUGUGAUAGACCUGAAAAUUAUGAAUCGUUACAACAAGAGUUUUCCUCUAAAAGAGGUGUCACCAUCUUCCCGAAUGGCCAUGGGGUUUCCAGAAUUAGCGAUUUCAUUCUUUACAGUGUAGAGGCCGGUGUGAUCGACCGAGUCGUGGCACAGUACGGGCCAUCUACCAAAGUCGGUGCCGUUGUCGGUGGUCAGACCUCAUGCAAGGCCCCCGAGCUUGCUGCAUUCGAAAAGCACCUGCCGAAGGAUGUAGAGAUUGUAUCGUGCCACUCGCUGCACGGCCCAAAAGUCAAUCCAAAAGGACAACCUCUGGUCAUUAUUCAACAUCGUGCCUCCGAUGAAGCCGUGCAAUUCGUCGAUUCGAUCCUCUCCUCGUUCGGAUCCAAACAUGUCUAUCUCACCGGCGAGAUGCAUGAUCGAAUCACUGCUGAUACGCAAGCCGUGACGCACGCCGCCUUUUUGAGCAUGGGUACCGCAUGGCAAGCCAAUCAACAGUUCCCCUGGGAGAUGUCACGCUGGGUUGGUGGUAUCGAGAACGUGAAGAUCAAUAUUACUUUGCGUAUUUACUCGAACAAAUGGCAUGUCUACGCUGGCCUCGCCAUUCUCAACCCAGCUGCCAAACAGCAGAUUCGACAGUAUGCCGAGUCCGUGACGGAUCUGUACAAAUUGAUGAUUGGAGGCCAUCGGGAAGAGCUCAAGGCUCGAGUGAAGGCUGCUGGUGCAUCCGUGUUCAAAGAGGGCACAGAAGCGCAAGAUCUUUUAUUAAGAGAUGAAGUGCUGGAUCGAUUCUCUUUAUCCAACCGGUCUCGUGAGGCGUCACCUCCAAACAGUCAUCUAAGUCUACUGGCCAUCGUGGACUGCUGGUCGAAACUGGGCAUCGUUCCUUAUGAUCAUAUGAUCUGUUCCACUCCGCUUUUCCGCCUCUGGCUCGGUGUCACUGAAUACUUAUUCCGUAAUCCUGAACUUCUAGAGGAAGCACUGGACACAGCUAUUGAUGACAAUUCUUUCCGAUCAGAUGAUCUGGAAUUUACAUUUGCUGCACGGGCUUGGUCUGACUGUGUCUCAUUUGGAGACUUCGAAUCUUACCGCGAUCGCUUUGAGCGCAUUGCCCAGUACUUUGCUCCUCGCUUCCCAGAGGCAGCUACGCUUGGAAACGAGAUGAUGAAGACAAUCCUGGAAAAGACCACCAACCAACCUUGA
This is a messenger RNA of Penicillium malachiteum, 1305 nucleotides long. RefSeq names its product prephenate dehydrogenase (NADP(+)). The record is from RefSeq and is a predicted model, not a curated record. The coding region runs from base 1 to 1305 and encodes 434 amino acids. Gene Ontology annotation, biological process: L-tyrosine biosynthetic process. Gene Ontology annotation, molecular function: prephenate dehydrogenase (NADP+) activity; prephenate dehydrogenase (NAD+) activity; NAD+ binding. The transcript has 7 exons. NCBI's taxonomy places the organism in Eukaryota, Fungi, Ascomycota, Eurotiomycetes, Eurotiales, Aspergillaceae.